UGCGGCAUUAGCAUCAGCUGUUGGUAUGUUUUUGCUGAUAAGGUUGCUGCGUUUGUUUUUGCAAAUAAGAAUCGCGGCUUAGAAAAGUUAUUUUUGUGGAUAAAUAUUAAGAAAUGCGACCUGCCUGUUGUCAGCCCUGCGCACGAGGUCUUUUAAUACAACCCUCAAAAACAUUUCUAAAAAAUCUACUUCGUAUAUUUAGUAAUAAAUCGAGUGAUAUUGAGAUACCGCCCGAACCCACAACAUGCUGCAUGUCUGGCUGUGCAAAUUGUGUUUGGAUUGAAUAUGCAGAGACUCUGUCAAAAGUUUUCGAAGGUAACGACGAAAAGGCAAGGCAAAUAAUAUUGAGUAAAAUAACUGAUCCAAAUCUGAAAAUGUUUUUAAGUUUGGAGUUGAGAAAUAUCGCAUAUAAGAAAGACACUGAAAAUAGUACGAUUGCUUCGAAAAAGGAUCCAUAGCCGCAAAAGUGAAAGAAAUUGUAAAAUUUUAAAAUUAUUGUUAAAUUUUUACUCAUUUAAAUUUUAGUCAUAGUCUAAUUGUAACCUGUACAUAUGGGUGUGUAUGUGUAUUAUGCGAAUUAAGUACAAAGUGAUAGUAAUAUAACGAAUUAUUACAUGAACGUUUUUUUUUUAUUGAUAUAUUUCUAUUUAAUUUAUUUAAAGUUUUCAAUACUAAAAUUGGACUUGUAAAUGAGUAAUAAAAAUAAUAUAAUUUUUUGGUUUUACUAGA
Messenger RNA from Anastrepha ludens (Mexican fruit fly), 729 nucleotides. Its product is annotated as oxidoreductase-like domain-containing protein 1. The transcript has 3 exons. Lineage: Eukaryota; Metazoa; Arthropoda; Insecta; Diptera; Tephritidae. Bases 114 to 458 code for a protein of 114 amino acids. Gene Ontology annotation, cellular component: mitochondrion. The record is from RefSeq and is a predicted model, not a curated record.